Messenger RNA from Oryza brachyantha (malo sina), 2217 nucleotides. Its product is annotated as root phototropism protein 2-like. Bases 163 to 2064 code for a protein of 633 amino acids. Lineage: Eukaryota; Viridiplantae; Streptophyta; Magnoliopsida; Poales; Poaceae. The transcript is spliced from 3 exons. The record is from RefSeq and is a predicted model, not a curated record.
UUGUUAUUGCCGGAGUACUCGAGGGAGUUCCAAUAUUCUAAUGAGAUGGACAAUCUCUCUUUUUAUACAAAUUUAUUUAUAAAAUAUAUUUUUGUUUAUAAAUUGUUUUGUUUUUUCUUUAAAAAGCCAAAAAUCACCCCGGAAUCUUUAUAAAUCCUAUCAAUGAGGAUCAGAUAUUCAGAUCACACCAACUCUUUCUGCCUUGUUUAUUUAUUCGAAAUCUUUGAUAUGCCCAAGCUCACUGCGUUGCUAUUGAUGCAAGCUUCCAGCUUCAACGGCGGAGGACACAUCUCUUCUCUUGCGCCUGCAUCUGCUUCUGCUUCCAUGGAUCGGACGUGCCAGUGGGUUUCGUCGCCGGAUGCCCCUCCCGAUCUUCUCAUCCGGAUCGCCCACGACGUGUUCCCUCUCCACAAGGCGGUGAUGGUGCCCAAGUGCGGCUACAUCCGCAAGGCCGUCGCGGCGGCGCGCGGUGGACCCACGGCCACCGUCGAGCUCGACCUCUCCGCGCUGCCCGGCGGCGUCGACUCUUUUGAGAAGGCCGCGCGUUACUGCUAUGGCGCCAGCUUCGAGAUUUCCGUGCGCAACGCGGCCGCGCUCCUCUGCGCCGCGGCCUUCCUCGACAUGCAGCCGGCGGAGGGUGGCCUGGAGCGUCGCGUGGAGGAGUUCUUGGCGAAGGUCGGGCUCCGCACGCUGCCCAGCGCCGUCGCCGUGCUGCGAUCCUGCGAGGGGCUCCUCCCGGCCGCCGAGGAGGUCGGCGUCGUGCAGCGCUCGGCUGAUGCUGUAGCGCUCAGGAUCGGCAACGAGGUGCUGUUCUCGACGAGGUCGCCGCCCGCGUGGUGGACGGCGGAGCUCGCGGCCCUCUCGCCGGCGUCGUUUCACAAGGUUAUCACGGCGCUGCGCUGCCGCCGAGCGGAGCCCGAGGUGCUUGUCGCCGCGGCGACCGCUUACGCUGAGCUUUUGCUGGCCGAAGUGAUCGCCGACGUCCAUGCUGCUGACUCCGGCGGCGUGCACCGCGCGCUUGUGGAGUCCGUGGUGGCCGUGCUCCCUUCCACAGACGACGCGCCCAUCCCGGCCGCGUUCCUCUGCCGCUUCCUCCACGUCGCCGUCACCAUCGGCUCAUCCGCCAAGACGUGCCGCGACCUGGAGCUCCGGGUCGCGGCGGUGCUCGACCAGGCCACCACGGGCGACCUGCUGACCCUCGCGCUCGACAGCGCCGGUGAGCGCGUCCAGAACGUCGACACCGUUCGCCGCAUCAUCGGCGCCUUCGUGGAGCGCGACGCGUCGUCGGGCGGCGGCGGGAACGGGCGGAGCAGGAGGGCGUCCCUGAGCGGAGCCGGAGCGCUGCAGGGCGGUAGCGCGAUGCAGACGGUGGCGAAGACCGUGGACGAGCUGGCGGCGGAGAUCGCGACGGAGGAGUCGCUGCCGAUCUCCAAGUUCGUCGGCCUCGCCGGCGCGGUGCCGAAGGAGGCGCGGGCGACGCACGACUGCCUGUACCGGGCGGUGGACAUCUAUCUGAAGGCGCACCCGGCGCUGGACGAGAUCGAGCGGGAGAAGGUGUGCAGCGUGAUGGACCCGCUGAAGCUGUCGUACCAGGGGCGCCUCCACGCGUCGCAGAACAAGCGCCUCCCGCUGCAGGCGGUGCUCAGCGCGCUCUACUACGACCAGCUCAAGCUCCGCAGCGGCAAUGGCGGCGGAGCCGGUGGAGACGAGAGCGGCGGGUGGGACUCGUAUGGUGGGAUGAUGAGGUCGGCGCGGAUGCAGGCGAAGGCGGAGGCGUCGCUGGCGAGGGAGAACGAGGAGCUGCGGUCGGAGCUGGCGCGGAUGCGGGCGUACAUGUCGGGCAUGGGCGUGCAGCAGAGCAAGGGGGGCGGGUCAUCGUCGAGGACGACGGCGUCGUCGGGGAAGAAGGGAACGACGAGCUUGUGGUUGCUGGGGUCGGUGUCGCGGACGUUGAGCCGGCUGAAUCCGUUCAAGGGCGGCAUCUGGGCCAAGGACACGUCGAGCAUCGGCGACAAGAAGAUGCAUUCGGUGAAGCCCAAGAGGAGGAGGUUCUCCCUUAGCUAGGCUACCUUACAUAUGAUCAGAUCAUGCUCGUACAUGUGUCAGUGACAGUGAGUGUAUAUUGAUUGGUUGGUUAAUUACUCGCAAGAAACAUUGCUGUUCUUGCGUAGUCUAAAUUGUAAUAUUGUGCCGGCAAAACGAUCAUAUGCUUGGUUA